AGGUACAGUGCAGAAGGGGAGGGUGCGCAUAGACAUGCAUGCACGCGUGCAUGUCUUUCUACUACUACGAGACAAACGCAGUUUUGCUUCACCACACAAGAAGAGCAUCGGGAGAGACGACCUUCUUAAAGCCGGGAAGCGACCUCCAGAGCCGGGCAUUAAAAAAAAAAAAGUGGAAGGCAACGGUCGGAUGGUCGAAACUGUGCCGGCCGUCCCUCGACGACUUGUCCCCGGCUUGAUUGCUGCCGCUGCUCGCUGUGAGGCUCCGGGGGAUUCAUGUACUGGAAAAAUGAAGUUUUGUCCCCUCUGUCAGAGGGCAACACGGUUCUGUCCACCACGAAGCAGGUGAUCGCCAGUGGUGAGCGUCGGAGUGUUGCGGGCUGCAGUGUGGACUCCAAACACGCACAAAUGUCUCAUUCGGACGCGGAGUCCCAGCAGUCCAACAUGGAGCGGGAGGACACACGCUCGUCCCCGAGCACGCCGUCCACGCCCUCGGUGUGCUCACCCAGCUCCACCGCCUGCAGCUCGGUGCCCUCCACGGGCAAGAACGUGUGCGCCAGCUGCGGCCUGGAGAUCCUGGACCGAUACCUGCUCAAGGUGAACAACCUGAUCUGGCACGUGCGCUGCCUGGAAUGUUCGGUGUGCCGGACGUCAUUACGUCAGCACAGCAGCUGCUACAUCAAAAACAAGGAGAUCUUCUGCAAAAUGGAUUAUUUCAGUAGGUUUGGUACUAAGUGUGCCCGCUGCGGGCGUCAGAUCUACGCCAGCGACUGGGUGCGGCGCGCUAGGGGCAACGCGUACCACUUGGCGUGCUUUGCGUGCUUCUCGUGCAAGAGGCAGCUGUCCACGGGGGAGGAGUUUGGCCUGGUGGAGGAAAAGGUGCUGUGCAGGAUCCACUACGACACCAUGGUGGAGAAUCUCAAGCGAGCGGCGGAGAGCGGCAAUGGUAUCACAUUAGAAGGAGCGGUUCCGACGGAACAAGACAAUCAGCCUAAACCGGCCAAAAGGGCACGCACGUCUUUCACUGCGGAACAGCUACAGAUCAUGCAGGCCCAGUUUGCCCAGGACAACAACCCAGACGCUCAGACACUACAAAAACUAGCUGACAUGACGGGUCUCAGCAGGCGGGUUAUACAGGUGUGGUUUCAAAACUGCAGAGCAAGACACAAAAAGCAUACGCCCCAGCACAGCGGGGGUCCUCAGGGUCACCCCCAGUCCAGGAUACCCUCGUCCUUGCCCGAUGAGCUUCACUAUUCCCCCUUCGCCAGCCCCGACCGGGCGCGCAUGGUCGCCCUACACGGAUACAUCGACAGUCACCCCUUCUCUGUGCUGACCUCACAGAGUCUUCCCCAUCAGGCAAUGUCGCUGCCCCAGCUGCCCCUCAGCCGCUAGCACUCCGCCGCUCUUCCAACCUUUAAGGACAUCCUCAAACCUCCGCACCCCAACCCUUGACCUCCAGUCACUGACCCCCACAUGGCAAAUCAUGAGGUCGAACGCGAGUUGACGCGGAGGAGAGAGAGAAACACCUUUUCGUGCUCCUAAGGAAUAUUCCACCUACUCGUGUAUGAUGGGAUCUAUCAUACGCAGGAUUCAUCCACAUCGUACAACCGGGAUCAUUCCGACUUGAGAGGAGUUUGGAAGAGGGGAAGUGACUCAAGCAGAAGGACUGAAGCUUCUG
Molecule: messenger RNA, 1678 nt
Organism: Phycodurus eques (leafy seadragon)
Lineage: Eukaryota; Metazoa; Chordata; Actinopteri; Syngnathiformes; Syngnathidae
Gene: lhx6a
Product: LIM homeobox 6a
Exons: 9
Coding region: 277-1392 (371 amino acids)
Biological process (GO): neuron differentiation; regulation of transcription by RNA polymerase II; forebrain neuron development
Cellular component (GO): nucleus
Molecular function (GO): RNA polymerase II transcription regulatory region sequence-specific DNA binding; DNA-binding transcription factor activity, RNA polymerase II-specific
Source: RefSeq, a predicted model, not a curated record